AUGAGUUGAACACAACUUGGCACUGGCACGAUUAGUCAGUGUUGUAUAAACUACGCAGCCCAAGCCCACGUUUCGUUAACGAUUCUGCGAGUGGCACGAAAUAUUUUUAACCACUAAAAAAAUAUAACACAGUACAUUACUGUGAAUUUAAAUGAUACUUGCAAAGUGUGAAAUAAUUUUUAUUUUAUAAAUUUAAAAAAGAAUUACCGUGAUAAAUAUCAAUAUACAAUUAUUAUCUGUCAAGUGCCAUUGGGAAUUGAUUUGAUCUACUAUUUUUUUUUAAAAUGAGGAUUCCUGUCAAACAUCCAUGGACAUUACCUAAACGUUUGCUGGGAACGUUCGUCAUCUUGGCUAGCAUAGGAAGAAUACAAAGUGAACAAAAAUCCAGCAAGCAACCAAACAUCGUCGUCAUCGUAGCUGACGAUUUGGGCUGGAACGACGUGAGUUUUCAUGGAGCGGAUCAAAUACCUACACCGAAUAUAGACGCUCUGGCAUACAAUGGUGUCAUUCUCAAUCGCCACUACGUCCUUCCAACUUGUACGCCCUCGAGGACAGCUUUCUUUACCGGCCGUUACCCUAUCAGAACUGGAAUGCAGGGCAAACCUUUGUCAGUUGGUGAACCUCGAGGAAUUCCGCUAAAUGUGAGGUUACUUCCGGAACAUCUUCGAAAUUUAGGAUACCGCACCAGAUUGGUAGGAAAAUGGCACGUUGGUUAUUAUACUAACGAGCAUACGCCAACCCGACGUGGAUUCGAGAGUUUCUACGGCCACUACAGUGGUUACAUAAGUUACUUCAAUUAUACCAUAAGUAAAAACAAUCACACUGGCUUUGAUUUGCAUCAAGACACGGCAAGUACUUUAGAGAUGAGACGUAAUAGCAAUUACGCAACUGACGUCUUUACUGAAGAGGCUGUGAAGGUAAUUGAAAACCAUGACGCGACCGAACCACUUUAUCUACACCUAGCGCAUCCAGCGCCACAUAGCAGCGAAGCAAAGGAAGUAGUUGAGGUUCGAAAUAUGAGUGAAGUCAAUUCUAGGUUUGGGUACAUCGAGAAUAUCAACAGGAGAAAGUUUGCAGGUAUGAUGAUGGCUCUGGACCAAUCCGUGGGACGUAUAGUGAAAGCUCUUGGUGAUGCUAACAUGCUUGACAAUUCUAUAAUUGUAUUUAUGGCUGACAACGGAGCCCAGACCGAAGGAUUUCUGGAGAAUUAUGGCUCGAAUUAUCCUUUACGUGGGUUGAAAUUUACACAUUACGAUGGCGGAGUACGUGGCGUAGCUUGUAUUUAUUCACCAUUGAUUAAAAAUAAUUCCCGCGUCUCGGAACAGUUGCUUCAUGUUACCGAUUGGUUACCGACGUUCUAUUCUCUGGCUGGUGGGGACGUUAAUGAUCUUGGGGAUAUCGAUGGUCUAGACCAAUGGUCGGCGAUAAGCCUAGCCGAGAAUAGCGCACGAGAAUCUUUAUUAAUUAACAUUGACGAUGCUGUAAAUCUUAGGGGUGUUGUUUCUGGAAAAUUCAAAUUGAUCGAAGGUGCUGCUGAUCUAUAUGGAAAUUAUUAUGGUGAUACUGGAAAUAAUAAUUCCUAUCCGGAAUACAAUAUCACAGAAAUUCUUGAAUCUGACGCGGGACUUGCUAUCACCAGUAUAGGAAAUUCUUUACUUACGGAAACAAAAAUCCUUAAUCUUCGAUCAGCCAGUAUAGUUAGAUGUAAUAAUUUUACUGACUUUGCAAACUGCAGCGACACCUGUCUUUUCAAUCUUCAAAACGAUCCCUGUGAGACUACUGAUGUGUCUGCUGAUUAUCCUGAGAUUUUUAUCAGUUUAAGUAAAAUGAUAGAAAUUUUUGAAUCCGAGCUAGUACCACAAACGAAUACAGACGUCGAUCCAGCAUCUUAUCCAGAAAAAUUCAAUGGAUUCUGGAUGCCUUGGGUAGCGAGUGAUAGCUCCACUAUAAUCGCUACAUCUUCAUUAAUUGGUUUAAUUAAUAUUUUAUUACAUAUUUUCAGUCUGAUAUUUUUCUCUUAGUCUUAAUUUGUAAUUCGAUUUCACGCGCUGAUUGAAAAUAAUAAUAAUGUAAAGUUUGUUA
This is a messenger RNA of Cephus cinctus (wheat stem sawfly), 2082 nucleotides long. RefSeq names its product arylsulfatase B. The record is from RefSeq and is a predicted model, not a curated record. The transcript has 9 exons. Lineage: Eukaryota; Metazoa; Arthropoda; Insecta; Hymenoptera; Cephidae. The coding region runs from base 285 to 2021 and encodes 578 amino acids.